Cotesia glomerata is the source of this 2628-nucleotide messenger RNA. RefSeq lists its product as uncharacterized. The coding region runs from base 1 to 2628 and encodes 875 amino acids. The transcript has a single exon. Lineage: Eukaryota; Metazoa; Arthropoda; Insecta; Hymenoptera; Braconidae. Gene Ontology annotation, molecular function: nucleic acid binding; RNA-DNA hybrid ribonuclease activity. The record is from RefSeq and is a predicted model, not a curated record.
AUGAACGAGUACAGUGAUACUAAAAUUAGGUCGAUUAAAAACUUAAUAGACGAGCUAUGUCCUCCGUGGGCUGAAGGCCCAACUCUUGAACUUAGUGACGUAGCUGGGGACCAGUUCUUAGAUUUACCGUUUACCUCUGAAGAACUCGAUUUCGCUAUUGCUAAUCUUAGAUUAAAAUCCAGUCCAGGUCUAGACGGCAUUGAUUACCAAAUAUUAUCCCAACUUCCUCAGGAAGGUAGAGUAUUGCUCUUGGACCUAUAUAAUCAAAUAUACUCCUCCCGUACCUUUCCAGAAGACUGGAGAAAAUAUUCAAUUUUCUUCAUACCAAAAGCUGAGAGAGAAAAAUUCCGACCUAUUUCGCUGGCACCCUGUAUUUGUAAAAUUAUGGAAAAGAUAUUAAACAAUCGAAUAAUGUGGUGGUUAGAAUUUAAUGGCAAACUACCCGAAUCACAAAACGGUUUCAGGAAGGGCAGAUCCUGUGCUGACAAUUUGGCCAUCCUCUGUUCGAGUAUAAUUAAAGGCUUCAAAAAAGGGGAAAUAACGGCUGCUCUAUUCUUAGACAUCAAAGCAGCCUAUGCUAAUGUUUUAUCAGAACCACUCAUUGAAAAAAUGAAAACUUUAGGCUUUCCAAUUAAUCUUGUUACUUUUGUUUAUAAUUUGGUAUCCAAAAGAUACCUCAAUUUUCAAUUUGGGAAAAUCUCCGAAUCCAGGGUUAUAUUUAGAGGUCUUCCUCAAGGAAGUGUACUUAGUCCCAUCUUAUACGCUAUUUAUGUACUAGACUUAGAUAACGUUGUCCAAAUCGAUCGAUCGUGCAUGCUUCUUCAAUACGCCGAUGACGCAUGCAUCACCGUACAGAACAAGGAUACUUCCUCAGCUAUUGAAGUCCUGGAAGGAGUUACUGGCGGUGUUUUGGGAGUGCUGGAUAGAUUAGGGUUGGAUCUCUCUGUGUCUAAAACCAAGUUGUGCAUUUUCAGUAAAAAUAACAUAGCUCUGCAGAAUAGAGAAGGUAAUAGAAGAGUAAAAGGCAAGAGAAAGUGGAAAUUCAGAAUUGCUGGCUCAAUGAUUGAAAGCUGUGAAGACGUUCGUUUUCUAGGAGUGCAAUUACAGUCUUCGCUCAAGUGGAAUCUACAAAUAGAUAGGAUUGAUAAAGUUUGUCGCAACUCUCUGAAGACCAUAAGCUGCCUGAGACGCACGUGGUGGGGUGCUGACCCAACUAUCCUACUAAGAAUAUAUAGGGCCUUAAUCAGGUCUAGAAUAGAAUACGGGGGACUUUUUUUCCACAACUUAACAAAAUCUGAACAAUUAAAACUAGAUAGGAUACAAUACAAAAGUUUAAGAGAGAUCUUAGGAUACACUGGUUCGACCCCAACGUCUGUCAUUCUCACAGAGGCUAAAGAACCUCCACUCGAAGUCAGAUUUAAAUAUCUACUACGUAACUUUCUUUCUAGAGCGAUUACUCGCCGAAAACACAAUAUUUUGGGUAUCUUAGAAGAAUUGGUAGCUCUUGAGGAUAACCCAGUGAUAAUAAACAGAGAAGGUAAUGUGAAUCUAAUAAACUGUUUUCGAGACAUAGAUUCUAUUAGUCACGUGAUUAAAUCUUCUGAUAGUCCCAUAUGUUACGAUUACGGUUUAGAAACAAUAUGGUUUCAUCCGAAUGUGUCUUUCAAGGAAGGUGAGGAAAUAAAAAACAGCAAUAUAAAUGACUGUCAGGGGCUCUUCCGAGACAUUUUUAAUGAGUACUUGAGAGGAGGAUGGACGUGCUACUUUACAGAUGGAUCAAAGGACAAGUUCGCGCCUUUUGGGGGUUUUGCGGUGGUCCAACCGGAGGACCAACAAGAGUUAGCAUUUAGGGCUCCGAAAUAUGCAUCGAUUUUUACCUUAGAAGCAAUGGCCAUUGUAGAAACCCUAAAAAUGAUAUAUAGGGCCAAUUUUAAAUGCUCAGCUAUUUUUUCUGAUUCCAGAAGCGUUCUACAAGCGUUGAUAACAGAUAGUAACCUUAACAAAAAGUCAUACCUUGUGUUUCUCAUAAGAAAGUUGAUUAAAAAACUAGCAGAUCAAAGAAAACGUGUUCAACUCUUUUGGAUUCCCUCUCACUGUGGUAUCUCAGGCAAUGAAUUGGCUGACAAUGUGGCUAAAAAUGCGAUCUAUUCGGGUAAAGAUACCUCGCUACUUCUCCCAGGUAGCGACUUUAAAGGACUAUGGAAAGAACGCAUAAAUAAUGAAUUUAAAUACUGGUUUGUAGAGAUAAGUAGGGACAAAGGGUUCACUUUCCAAAAGAAUAUUGGUUUUGGGGGGGUUAAACCAUGGUUUGACAAAAUGAAACUGAACAGACGGGCCAUAGUUUCCAUCAAUCGCUUGAGAAGUGGUCAUACCUCACUAAAAUCAAGCUUAGCCAGGUUUGGUAUUGUACAAUCAGCCUUAUGUGAAUGUGGAGAGACUGAUGAAACCCCGGAUCAUGUAUUUUUUCAAUGUUCUCGUUUUGAUGCACAGAGAGUUGACUUUCUUAAAGUUUUGACUAAGACCAUCGGUAUGGGCCCUUACAGUAUCGAAACCCUGCUUAAUUUUCCUAGCCAUGAUCUCAUUAGAAUUUUUGCCAAAUUUAUUGUUUCACUGGACAUUUUUAUUUAA